Phytomonas sp. Hart1 is the source of this 1353-nucleotide messenger RNA. The record is from the annotation of a GenBank genome assembly. Lineage: Eukaryota; Euglenozoa; Kinetoplastea; Trypanosomatida; Trypanosomatidae.
AUGGAGCGAUUUCAGAAAGUGCUUGAUGCACUUCAGCGAGAAUCCAGAGAGCUUAUCACAGCUGCCCAGGAUGCGAUGAUGCAGACCCUAUUGCACGAUGACGUGGAGCCUGCGCGCAUCGCACUGAUUUUGGCACAGCGGUUUACUGAGGAGCGAAUUGCCUCCAGCUUUCCCGUCGUAUGCCUUUUGGAUGCCAUGCUCAAAGAAUCCAAGAACCCUGGUAAAGAUCCGAAGCGGCGUGCGUUCUUUAUUGCUAUUAGUCAGGAAUUCUUUAAGCUAGCGCCGAGUUUAUUUCUUCAUUUUCGUACUUCGCCACAAGCGAGUUCUGUACUGCGCGAUAAAGUACUCCGGGUGCUCAAGCGAUGGGCGCAAGCGCAGCUGUUGAGUGCAGGGCAAGUAGGGCCUCUCACACGGGCUGUUGAGUUGGGGGCGCCGCUAUCGCAGGAUUCGGGGGUGAAAAACGAAGGCACCGCUGCGGACGUCAAAGCCACGCAUACGGGUAAAGCAAACCUUGAUUCUAGCCGCAUCACUAACAGCGAUCCGGUCAAUGCUUCUGAUCAACGAAUUAGUAAUUCCGACGAAGCUGGAAUGCGCAAGGUACUCACCCAUGUGCAGGCGCAAUCGUUUCGAAGCGUUCUCCAUCAAUGUGUUGCGAUUAUAGAGCAGCUUCCGCUCAAGGAUGCACAGCCUUACGUAGAGCUCAUCCGAAGCGAAAACUUUCACCACCCCACCAUGGCGGCGCUUGCAUUCUCAAAGGAUUUAUUAGCCCAAUUGCAGCGGGGUUCGUGUUUGGCAAAGGAUCAUCAGGGGACAGUGGGUACUAUGGUGGGAGCUCCUUCUUCUUCAACAGCAGCACCAGGGAAGAGCGCCGCCAGCGAUGCCGCACGGCAGGAUGCCCGAACUGCGCUUAGUCAGCUUCUGCAUGCCAUGCCAUCCUCGACGGUGAGGGAGGGCGCAGAGGACGGCCUGGGGCCGAUGAGCAGCACCUCGACCAUGGUCACGCGAUACCGGUCGCCCUUGCUGAUGGAUAUUUUCCAGCAGUGCUCACACGCGGAGCGCACCGGAUUCGGCGAAUUUCGCCGACGUCAGCAGAGUAGUAGGGCGCUCGCCGCCUCCAAGAUGGCGAAUUAUCCCCGAAAAGAAGUCUCGACUUGUCGGCCGUUCAGAAUUCCAUCUGCCUUACAAGCCGGUGGGGGGGCCAUCCAGUGUUGGUUUCCCUCCCCAUCGCAGUGGGUCAACGAGAAGGAUGUGGCAAAUAUUCUCACUUUUUACGGCAGGGAUAGCAAUCUCCCAAAACUAGACGAGACCACGAGCAUCGGAGGCGUUCCAAGAAAACGUGAGCGCAGCGAGUGA